Messenger RNA from Ceratitis capitata (Mediterranean fruit fly), 1071 nucleotides. RefSeq lists its product as uncharacterized. The transcript has a single exon. Lineage: Eukaryota; Metazoa; Arthropoda; Insecta; Diptera; Tephritidae. The coding region runs from base 185 to 451 and encodes 88 amino acids. The record is from RefSeq and is a predicted model, not a curated record.
UUCAAAAUGCAAUUUGACCAAACAGCACCUGCUGGUGCACACUGCCGCUGAGAGGCUACGUAGACGAGGUCAUAGUGGCAGUAGCGAUCACCCAGCUGCAUGCGAUUGUAGUGUAGCUGAUGGCGACAUUGACUGCAGUGAUUUUGUUGCGGGGCUUGAGGAUGUCAUCGAUGGCGACGGUGCCAUGGAUUACGAUGAGUCUACUUUUGAUAAAGGCGGUGUCGCUGGAGGUGGUUACCUGCUUGGUCUAAUCGCAUUUGCACGUAAAUUUGCGCGAAUUAUCAUAACAAUUUCCAUGCUCUUCUGUAUUAUAUUCCUCUCGUUUUAUUGCUGCUCAGAGUCGAGGACAACAAUUACUGCUUUAGCGCCACCACUCACACCUCCACAAACAACUAUUGAACUACAUAUGAGGGCACAAGCGCAGGCACAUAGAAAUUGGCCAAUGAAUUAAUGGCAAUGAACGAGCUAACAAUAUUUUACCCCAAUAAUAUAUUACUUAUAUAAAUGCACUAACUAAACAAAUAAUGCGGCAACAAAAAAUAUACAUAGGUUUGUAUAUGAAUAUCAUGAAAAAUUUGUAUAAAUGGCGAUAAAUUGUAGUCAUUGUGUGAUUAUAUAAAUAAUACAUCUGCAUAAUUGUGAGAAAGAGAAAUAAUGAUAAAACACCAUAAAGGGCCAAUUGCAUUUCAAUAUAAAGUGGAGCAAAUCAUGCACAAACAAAUAUUUUCAAAUAUUCAAUAUUCAAAUUUGUAAAAUCUUUUAGGUUAUGUUAUGUCUCAAGACAAUAGGUUAUUAAUUAAUAGUUUAAACUUGUGUUUAGUAUAAUUGUGUACAUUUAUAACUUCAAGUAUAUACGUAUAUGUAUCAAAGGGAUUUCGAUUUUAAAUUUAUUAAUUAAAAGAAUCACAAUAUAUUGACAGCUAGACUUACAUUAAAGUUAUGAAUAAAUGCCAUACUUUAUAACUCUUGAAAUAAAACAUUUUACUGAACAUUAAAUUUUUUAGACUUACAUUAAAGUUAUGAAUAAAUACCAUACUUUAUAACUCUUGAAAUAAAACAUUUUACUGAACA